AUGGGCCUUUUCGUCAUCGACACUGUUGCCUCAGGCGGACAAGUACACAAGGUCCACGAUUCUUUGCUUAAGAACAGCUUCGAGAACCUUGAAAACUUCAUUAGAGGGGCUUACGCAAAGCCCUCCAAGCAUUUCGAUCUUCACAUCCAUUGGGCGAAGAAGUGCACGAAGUCAAACGAUGUCCUUCCCAUCAGCUUCAACACAUUUAUGAGGUUGAAUAUGGUGUCCUCAGAGUCGACGGCGUAUUAUGUAUGCUUUAUUCCGAAAAGCGACAACCCGCCUCCGCAAAUACCAAGAACGCCUAUCAGUGAGCAAGAACGUUCACCUCCCCUUCCUCCAUCACAGUCUGUCGGGCAGAAUCCGUAUCAUAAUCUGGAGACGUCUAUAGAAACAGAAGCAAGCUCUUCUCUGAGACGUGCGAUGACUGCGUCCAUCCCACCUGGAGCCAACACGAACGCCAACCCGACACAUUAUCCUGAAGGAGAACGUCCACUUCCUGUCUUCGCUGCAAACACGUCUUCAAAUGACCAAUCCCAGCAGACCAGCUGUCGCACACUUUCAAAAUACCCGAUAUCGAAGCGGCCGCUCACAGGCGAAUCGGGCAUACCGGAACAAAGGAAACGGGCAAAAACGAUCGCAACAGACCUGCCUCGCGGACCAGAGCCCGCGGCCCCUCGAACAUCACAUUCGAUCAGCCAAGGCCAUCACACCCGGAAGAAGCUCCCCGAGUUCAGCAUCAUCCCCCCAUCCAACGGAUCCUCUGGUUCUACGGAUAAUCCGAUUGUGCUUGAACCGGAGUCCUUGGAUGCAGAGACUGUUGAGCGAGCCUACAAAUUCUUCGUCGCCCAUCAGUUGCCUGACCCUUACCGAAACCGAUUCGAAGUAGGCCACCUAAAUCGACAGAAGUCGCUCGAUAGGUGGAAGCUCGACCAGGGGGGAAGAACGAACAAAGUCUCGGUACAGUUCGGUAAAGGCAAGAAAGUCUCACAUUUCUGCAUGAAAGAGGACACCAACGACGGUCCCUUAACGCCGCCUACUCUAAAUAGAGUUGGUCUCGACAAAGUGAGCUACUGGCCCGAGAUCCAGAUGAUGCACGACAUAACACGCCUCAAAGACUUCUUCACCAGGUACAAUGAGCCGUUGAUGAGUGGCGUGCCUUUCGAAGAGGCCCAGCCCAUCGCUGAAAAUCUCGACAAUCAUGACAACAACACCACAAGCAAUGGCGCAUCAAAGGUUGUUGUACUCCGCAUCCCACCUGGCAGGUUAGCUGGUCUCACGGAUAGCCUUGUUGAUCAGGCAGUACUACAUGGCGACAAUAGCCGGAUGCGAGAAAGAGCAGCCUCAACCAGGGCGAACAGCGGUACCGGGAAGGAACAUGGAAGUAUUGUAAAACUAUCCAUUAAAUUCAAGGAUCUCAUCACGAUAUACGACCAUUCGCGGCCGCUCAACUUCGCAAUAAAAGUCCAGGCCCGGAUCGAGUGGACGGCACAGGAGCUCACCAAGAAACUCCUGCGAGAACGGAUCAAUGAUAGGAUCAUGAACACGCCUGAAGAGGAACUGACGAGCGAGCACCAUAAAAAACUGAUCAACGCGGACCUGACAGUCUAUCUGGUGACACGGAUCGGCCUUUUCAAUCAUCUAUUCAACUCGAGCGACCUCGAGAUACUCGAUCCGUGGUGGUUGAGGGACGCAGUCAUUGAUGAACGGACGAUUUCAUUGGUGGUGUCCAUGAGCGAGCAUGUCUAA
Molecule: messenger RNA, 1746 nt
Organism: Diplodia corticola
Lineage: Eukaryota; Fungi; Ascomycota; Dothideomycetes; Botryosphaeriales; Botryosphaeriaceae
Product: sentrin sumo-specific protease
Exons: 3
Coding region: 1-1746 (581 amino acids)
Source: RefSeq, a predicted model, not a curated record